AUGAUACUACCAAAUGAAUGUUCUUGUUUUGUGAAAGAAGACAGUAAAUUUCCUUUGGCAUCAAAGCGUAUUUUGGAUAUAGCCUGUGGCGAUGGGCAUUAUACACGAAAACUGAAAGAUCUUGGUUGUUCUUAUAUUCUUGGUAUUGACAUCAGUUUGUCAAUGAUUGAUAUCGCAAAACAGAAGGAGGCAAUUAAUCCAAAAUCGAUUGAUUAUCUGUGCAUAGAUGGCAAGCAACUACUACCACCAUCGAUAGAUUCUGCAUAUGAUAUUGUAACAAGUAGUUAUUAUUUGAAUUAUGCUCAAACACGUGAAGAAUUAUAUGAUAUGGUCAAAGUCAUUUAUGAACAAUUGAAACCAAACGGAUCAUUUUAUUCGAUGAAUGAUAAUGUUUGUGGUGGUCUAAUGGAUUCAUAUAAUAAUGAACGACACAAGAAAUAUACAUUCAUGAAAGAAUUAUACAGUUUAACAGAAGGUACACCAAUUAAAUAUACAAACUAUUAUGACAUUAACACGCCAUCAAAGUCAUCAUUUUACAAUUAUUAUAUGCCUCCAGUAAUCUAUGAAGAAACGUUCAAUAAAUGUGGUUUUAAAUCCUUCGAAUGGGUGCCAAUACAAUGUGAUCCCACAGUAGAAAAUCCAGCGUUUUAUGAUGAUCUAUUAAAAUAUCCCCACAUUAUUGGCAUCAUAGCCAAAAAAUGA
This is a messenger RNA of Rotaria sp. Silwood1, 702 nucleotides long. The record is from the annotation of a GenBank genome assembly. NCBI's taxonomy places the organism in Eukaryota, Metazoa, Rotifera, Eurotatoria, Philodinida, Philodinidae.